GGACAUUUGAAGAGAGGCCUGAAAGAGAUAAGGAAGCAAACUUCACGGCCAUCUAGAGGAAGAGAGUGCCAGGCGAAGGGAACUGCCAGUGCAAAGGCCCUGGGGAGGAGCCCACAUGUGAGGAACAGCAAGGAGGAGGGUGUGGCUGGAGCAGAGUGAGGGCAGGGGAGUGAAGAUGGAACUAACGUCAGAGAGACGUGUCUGGGGCUACAUCACGGAGCACCUGUGUGCCCUGUGAUGACGGGCUUUUUAUUCUGGGUAAGAUGGGAGCCAUGAGAAGGUCUUGAGGGAGGAGGAACAUGAUCUGACUUAACACAUCCCGCGUCACCCAUGGGGAAACUGAGUCACAGAGAGGCUAACUGAUUUUUCAGAAUCAGAGCUAGUGAGCAGAAUGAGUGCCAAAAGGCCCCAGGUGUGUCUGGCAGCAAAGUCCACGCACUUUUCGUUUCUCCAGUGUCCCAAGAGACACCUAGGGCAUGCUGGCAUGUGUCAGAGGCUGAGCUGAGGCUUUGGGUCAGCCCCACAGAUAGCUCAAGGAAUCAGGAUGGGCCGAGAUGAACCCCUGCUGCUCUCUACAACCUGAGUGUUGCUCAUGAGGAUUGAGAGGACCCUGCAUCUCAGAUCACACAGCAUCUUCCUGCCCGGCCCUCCUUCCUCACCGCUUCUGCCUGCCUCCCCACGGGGAUUCUCAGAUGAGGAAACUCAGGCUAACAAUGAACAGCGAGAUGAUCAGAUGAGCUGGGGAUGGAGGGGACUUCUGCUUCAGAGGGGGCUUUGGUCUCCUCCCCAGCCCAGAGCAAUGACCGUCAGCCCCCAGAAUACACCCUCAUGUCUCCCCAAUGCCAAGCUCAUGUCUGACAAAUAGUAGAUGCUCAAGAAAUACUUGUUGAAUGAACCUGGAGCUUGCAGGCCCAUGGAAGGAAGCAUUGGGGGUCUGUGGCCCCUCAUCAGUCUAGGUCUCAGCCAAGAGGGCACCGUCUGCAAAAAUGUCUGCGGAUCCCUUAUCCAGUAAAGCCCUGAAGAUUAAGCGCGAGAUGAGCGAGAACACACCGCACCUGUCUGACGAGGCGCUGAUGGGGUUGUCCGUACGUGAGCUGAACCGACACCUGCGUGGGCUCUCGGCCGAGGAGGUGACGCGGCUCAAGCAGCGGCGCCGCACGCUGAAGAACCGAGGUUACGCUGCCAGCUGCCGCGUGAAGCGCGUGUGCCAGAAGGAGGAGCUGCAGAAGCAGAAGUCGGAGCUGGAGCGCGAGGUGGACAAGCUGGCGCGGGAGAACGCCGCCAUGCGCCUGGAGCUCGACGCGCUGCGGGGCAAGUGCGAGGCGCUGCAGGGCUUCGCGCGCUCGGUGGCCGCUGCCCGCGGGCCCGCCGCGCUCGUGGCGCCCGCUAGCGUCAUCACCAUUGUCAAGUCGGCCCCGGGCCCGAGCCCCAGCCCCGCCCCCGCCCCAGGCUCCGCCCCCGCUGCCUGCUCCUAGUGCCCGCCGCGCGCGAACACCCAGUUCGCACGUCCCACCGACCCCCGUUACCCUCCCAAAGUGCCUAAGCGACAUCUCUGUCCCCAGGAGCCAUUUCUCUGCAGCUGCCACCCCCUGUGGCGAACACACGUUCUCUCCCUGAGCAUGUCUUCCUUGUCGCGGAGACCCAUCUUCUCUGUAACUGGGACCUAAUAGGUGGCCCUAGGGAGGGGCAACUUUAGUGAGAUGGGGGAGGGGGUGGGGUGGGGUGGGAAUCUGGGUUCCCUUUGGCUUAAAGUUCAGCCUUAGAUUGGGGGGAUGGGAUAGAAGGGUUUAGAGAAGGGCUGCAGGGAGAAGAGGGCACCUCUCAUUUUAUAAACUGUUUGCUCUUAUUGUGCCAAUAGCCCCUUGCCACCCUCCCAGGAUUCAGGACUAGGUUCGGCCAGUUUGCGUCUCUUAUGUGUCUGAUGCUCCCACCUCUGUUUUGGGCCUAGAGGUACCUGGCCUUGCAAAGCUGGGAGUCAUUGGAAAUCACCUAGUCAAGUCCGGUUAACAGACAGGAGAGCAGCCUCCAGCGGAUAUGACAGUGCUUAAGCUUAGUGGCUGAGCUGAAACUAAAAGCCAAGUCUUCCUACUGCUGCCCCUACAGGGGACAGGGACAGGAAGAGGUGGUGAGAAGGCCUCGCUGGCUGGGGAGACGCUGUGAUUUAGGGGAAGAGACGUAGAGGGACAGAGAAGGUGAUAACAGAUGGAAGAGAGGGAAGGAGCUGGCCUUGCUCAACCCCUGGGCUCUCCCUGCAGCCAGGGGGCUGGCCAGCCAAAGACAAAGGGGACAAAGGAGGUGACCACCCAUCAUGGCAGGUGGGGAGAUGAGAAGACAGAUCCUGCAGUCCUGCAGUCUGGGGUGGGGGUCCUUGGAAGGGAAGGGCCCCACCUCUCCUCCCAUGAGUGUUCAUUAUGGGCUGGGUGCUGACCACUGCCCCUGAUUGCCAUUCUCCUGGGAAGCCCAGCCCCCACCCCACUCCACACACUGUAUACAGCUGCCCCUCCCCACUGUUUAUUUAUUGCACAAACUAAGUUAUUCUCCCCAGCCAGAGCCCUCGCACUCACUUCCUGGGAAAAGUGGUGUGGGACCCUGAGCUGGACUUUAUAUUUUAUAUCUGCAAAUAAAUCACAUUUUAUCUUAUAUUUAGGGAAAGCCGAUGGCAACAAUCAAAAAGUUUGAAAACAAUUGCCAGGCCCCCGGAAUUUAUUUAUUUUCUGACUUACAGUAAGCGAGUUAUCCGCCUUCUGUAUUUUGUACUUUCUGAAUAAAGUCAAGUUCUCUUUUUCCACAGUGAA
Messenger RNA from Manis javanica (Malayan pangolin), 2795 nucleotides. RefSeq names its product MAF bZIP transcription factor F (gene MAFF). Gene Ontology annotation, biological process: regulation of epidermal cell differentiation; regulation of transcription by RNA polymerase II. Gene Ontology annotation, molecular function: DNA-binding transcription factor activity, RNA polymerase II-specific; RNA polymerase II cis-regulatory region sequence-specific DNA binding. Gene Ontology annotation, cellular component: nucleus. Lineage: Eukaryota; Metazoa; Chordata; Mammalia; Pholidota; Manidae. The record is from RefSeq and is a predicted model, not a curated record.